Haemorhous mexicanus (house finch) is the source of this 851-nucleotide messenger RNA. It is a transcript of the gene CEP19, whose product is annotated as centrosomal protein 19. Gene Ontology annotation, biological process: trans-Golgi to periciliary membrane compartment transport; microtubule anchoring at centrosome. The record is from RefSeq and is a predicted model, not a curated record. The coding region runs from base 27 to 683 and encodes 218 amino acids. Gene Ontology annotation, cellular component: centrosome; ciliary basal body; spindle pole. NCBI's taxonomy places the organism in Eukaryota, Metazoa, Chordata, Aves, Passeriformes, Fringillidae. The transcript is spliced from 3 exons.
CGGGGCUCGGCGGCGGCACCGGAGCCAUGGCAACCGCUCGGAGAGACAGGACCGCCCCGGGGGAGGAGCGGGAGCGGCCGGAGAAGCAGGAGCGGAAGCUGGAGGAGGAAGAAGAGGAGGAAGAAGAGGAGGAAGAAGUGGCUUUCCGCGCCCCCCGAGAGAGAGAUGCAGGGGACUCUUAUGGAGCCAGGAUGACUUUCAGUGCACAGAAAUGUGGGAUCUGCUUCCAGCCCCCCGCCAUCAUCCUCAUCUACAGAGACAACAUCCAGGACAAGACUCGCCAGCGCAUCAUGCCCGUCAGGAAUUUCUCCAGGUUCUCAGACUGCAGCAGGGCUGCCGAGGAGCUGAAGAACAACCCUCGGCACAAGGCCUACCUGGAAGGGGUCUCGCUGCGCCAGCUCCAGAAGCUCUACAGCUUGCUGAGAGAUCAUUUGGAAGGACAGAGCCUGUCUGAGAGCUUGGAAAGGUAUCAUCAUGAACACACCAUUGACCCAGAGGAGGAUAUGAACCAACUGGAUGACUGGGAACUGGCCAAAAGGAAGAGCAUCAUGGAUGAGCUCUUUGAACAGAACAGGAAGAGGAAGGAUGACCCUGACUUCGUGUACAACGUUGAGGUGGAUUUCCCAGAGGAUGAGCAGCUGGAGUCCUGUGCUUGGGACACUGAGUCAGAUGAAGAAAUGUGAUUCCAGACAAAGAUGGACGGUUCAGAGACAAAUCUCAGUGUCCCAGCAGAGAGAACAAUGUCACCAUACACUGGCUCAGGAGAACCUGAGGUGCCACAGCAAUCCCAGGCUUAAGUGAGCUUUAUUUAAGAAGCCAGACUUGAUUAAAUGGAAACUGCAUAGCUGAAA